Messenger RNA from Carassius auratus (goldfish), 1880 nucleotides. Its product is annotated as cytokine-inducible SH2-containing protein. Lineage: Eukaryota; Metazoa; Chordata; Actinopteri; Cypriniformes; Cyprinidae. The transcript is spliced from 3 exons. Gene Ontology annotation, molecular function: 1-phosphatidylinositol-3-kinase regulator activity. Gene Ontology annotation, biological process: phosphatidylinositol phosphate biosynthetic process; intracellular signal transduction. The record is from RefSeq and is a predicted model, not a curated record. The coding region runs from base 571 to 1236 and encodes 221 amino acids. Gene Ontology annotation, cellular component: phosphatidylinositol 3-kinase complex.
CUGGAAAGUUCUUGGAACGCUCGACGCGCGGUUUCACGAGAAACGCCGUUUUCAUCCUCGAACUUCAAUCACAAACAUCAGGAAGCAAUUACCGACAAUCACCAUAAUAAAACUUCCAAAUGAGUCAUUCAAAGACCAUUCCAGUGCUAGUCCAUUACUCACGAGACUGCUGUAUGCUUGAAUGACAAAGAAGAGGAGAUUGAUUCUGUGGGUUUCACAGAGCUGUGCUGUCGAUGGCGUCAGAGGCGCUAAACACGGGGGGAUUCUCAGAAAACCAAUUCUGAGAAGUCAGACGAAGUGAACAAGCCAAACCCAGCAGUGUUCCGCUUCUUGUUCAGUUUUAGGACUCGAGCUGAACAGAGACACAGCUCGUUUAUGAACACCAUGUCCGUGUUAUCUAACGUACUGGCGUAGUUUGUUAAAGUCGCGCACUUCUGUGACAGUCCUGACGCUGUGAACUGUUUGUCAUCGCUCAAGGAAGACUAGAUUAUUUUUGGAAGUCCGAGUAAAAACCUCAGGAACAAAGAAACUUUAAGGAAUCCGGCCGAUAUCAAACCAGACAUCUUCACAAUGAUUCUGUGCGUCCAAGGGCCAGCUCAUUUGCAAGACACCGCUGAUCCAAUGGUCAGGUUUCCGGUGGUGACCUUCUCCUCUCCUCGCUGCAUCCAUGCAACUGUUGCCUUAUGGGACCCCAGCAAAGAUUUCAGAUCUAUCUCCAAUAAUUUCUCCUAUCUGGAUGCCUCAGGUUGGUACUGGGGUGCCAUCUCUGCCAAUGAGGCCCACUCUGUCCUACAGGGGGCCUCGGAGGGAACUUUCCUGAUACGGGAUAGCAGCCACCCUCUUUAUAUGUUGACACUGUCAGUUAAAACUGGUCGCGGUCCCACGAACGUUCGCAUCGAGUACAGUCUGGGACGGUUCCGUCUGGACUCCAGUUCCCCGGCCAGAUCUCGUCUGCAGUCCUUCCCAAACAUCCCCAGCCUCGUGCAGCACUACGUGGGCUCCAGGAACAAAGUGGAGGAGGAUAAGACAGAGGAGUCGGAUCACGUAACAUCUCCGGUCCCCAAGGAAUGUGCGGUGUUGCUAAAACUCAAACGGCCGAUGCAUCGUCCUCAAGCCUUCCCUUCUUUGCAGCAUCUCACUCGCCUGGUAAUCAACAAACACACCACUUGCACAGAGAGCCUACCUCUACCGAGACUGUUACUGCAGUAUCUUCAGGAUUACCCUUUCCAGCUCUGACAUCUCCAUGGAAAUGCACACCACGGCCAGUCACGAGCUGGAUGCUGAUGUUUUGAAGGCGGCAAAUUAAAUGCACAGCCCUAAUCAGAGGUUUGGGUCAAAAACCAGUGUUAACCAUUUGAAGAGUGACUCUUGUUUCUGGAGCAAGUUUUUGACGGUCAGCAAGUCUAUCUUCAUCGAUAGAUAUACCCUAGUUGGACUGAUUCAAGUCAUGUCCUGAAAUUGACUCAUGAAGAAGCAAGCGACUCCACUUUUGUGUCAUACUGUUAAAAGUGUGAGAGGUUAAACCACAGGCUUGGGGUCUGACAUGAAUUUAAUGUUCAUGAAACUUUUGUACAGGUCACGUGACCCCCUUUAGCAACGGUUCAAAAUGAGAACACGCAUCUUGUCUGAAACUCUGAGCUCACGAGAAGCACAUACGUAGCUUGGUCUUCAGCCCUCUAUAAAGGCGAGCUUAGUCACUGCGCAGCCUUGACUAGAAUUCUUUCUAUCCUUGAAAGUAAAAUGCAGUGAUUUUUUUUAUUUUUUUGGACCGUUUUAAUCGAGAUUUACAUCUUUUUUUUUCUAUGCCCACAAUGUGGAGUUUGUAUGUAUUUAUGGAUGAAAAAUCCUUCAUUUUGUAAUAAAAGUGACAAUCAAAUUUA